GGUUAGUUCCUGCCAGUAACUUUGUAUUGUCUGGCUUUGGUAAUGUGAACAGAACUGCCACAUGCAGCCCUUCUAAUUAGUGAAUUCAGCUACUUUACGCUGCACCCAUAGCUGACACAGCAUCCAGUUGCACACACCCAGCUUCAUCAUUUCCAUAGAAGAGCACUGCGAUUAGACUGGGCCGCUAUGGAGCAGCUGCACAUGAGUCUGAGGUCACCAUGCCCAAUACCGAGCGCCAGUAAGAGGGGUAAAAAGCCCCAUAAGCAUUGUGGAACCGUGUGACUGUGUUCUCUGGAGUGAUGAAGCAACAUUCAAAACCUUUGGGAUGAGUUGGAGUAGCAUUUGUGAUCCAGAAAUGAUCAUCCAACAUCAGUACUUGACCUCACUAAUGCUCUUGUGUCUGAAUGCAAUCAGUUGUUUACAACAGUGCUCCAACAUCUAGUGUAAAGUCUUUCCAGAAGAGUAGAGGUGGUUAUUACAGCAAAGAGGGAACAAACUUUAACAUCCUUGAUUUCAGAAGAAACGUGUGAAGAACCUUUGGACAGAGAGUGAAGGAACAUACACAGUAGCAAGUAUAGUGGACAUCAGUGUGUUCAUUGUUAAUUAUUACAGCAAGAAAAACAGAGAUUGUUAAUAACUUGUCAAUAAUUUUUCAUGCUAAAACCAAGGCAUGAGGGUUGAUUAAGUGAAGCUGCACUUCUCUACUUGACCACUAGAUGGUGGCUUUUUCUAACCAACUGCCCUGUGCUCUGUGCUCACAGUUGGUUAUUAGACUGUAUACUAUGUAUUUACCUUCAUUUUAAUAAUGUAAAAAUAUAAAUUCUCACGUGGCUUGCAUGGUUAUUUUAAAACAUGCUAUUUUAUUUUAAGACAUUUGAAACAUUCUAAAUAUAAUGUUAACAAUGUUUUAACCCAGUAAAGUUCAUACAGAGGCAUAAAUGAGCAGCAGAAUUAGUAAUACAACACUUCGACACUGCCUUAUCAACCACAAAGUCUCUGGGAAUGUGCUAAUGUGCUCGCAAAACAUGAAACAUGGUAUGAAGGGGAAAAACCAGCGUGCGUUAACUUUUAUUCACACCCGUAUUCCGACAAACCCCGCCUCUCCGCUUGUGAGUGCGCAUUAUUAGCCAAUUAUAGCGCAAGGGGGCCUUGUCGGAAUACGGGCGUGAAAGAAAACAAAAAUAACGUUUGACUCUGCUUCCCACACACAGUCCAGCUCGAGUGAACCGCGCGUCUGCCGUCUUUGGCUUUCUGAAACGGAGAGUGUCACAGCGACUUUAACGGCAAGUUCAGAGGCCAAAUGGCCCUCGGUCCAGUUCGCCUGGCACAUUCGGGCCAUCACUGAACGAGGCAGCAGAUGGCUCUGUCUAAAUGGCACUGCAUCGUCUGAGGAUACUAGUUGUGCCUGUGUGAGCCGUAGCGAGCAGUUGUAGCUGAACAUGAGCGGCGGGGAGAUCAUCUGCCAGGGCUGGCUGAGGAAGUCUCCACCGGAGAAGAAGCUCCGAAGAUAUGCCUGGAAGAAGCGCUGGUUUAUCCUCCGCAGUGGACGCAUGAGUGGAGACCCAGAUGUUCUGGAGUACUACAAGAGUGACCAUGCCAAAAAGCCCAUUCGCAUCAUAGAUCUGCACUGCUGUGAGCAGGUGGACGCUGGUCUCACCUUCAAACGUAAAGAGUUCCAGGACAGCUUUGUGUUUGAUAUCAAAACAGCUGAAAGAACCUUCUACCUGGUGGCAGAGACGGAAGAGGAGAUGAACCGCUGGGUUCGUUCCAUCUGCCAGCUCUGCGGAUUCAAUCAGUCCGAGGACAACCACGAUGACAGGCCAUCCACUACCCACAUGUCCCGCUCCAUGGCCGGUGACCUUAGCAGCUCUUUGGCUCCUCUGAUUGGUGAACGUAAAUCUUCUGCGCCCUCCCAUUCCAGCCAGCCGAUGCUGUUCACCUUCGACAUGCCUGUACGCCACUCCCACGGCCCCCUGUCCAACAGCGCCCCCCAGGACUACCUCCUUCUUCACCAGUGCAUGAGCCGGAAAAGUGAGAGUGCUCGGAGUGCCAGCUUCUCCCAGGCCUCACGUGGGAGCCUGCUGGUGGGCAGUGACUCAGCUGUUCAGCGCCUCACUCAUGGUCUCUCGCACUGUCUGAAUGGGACGGGCGCUCAGCUGCACGGUUCCUACAGUCUGCCCAAACCCAGCAAGCACCAGCAGCUAGGAUCUCCCCGGGACGGCUGCUACGUUUUGCCCCGUGGCUACAGCUCAGAGGGGGCUUCUGAGCUGGAAUCUGAAGAAGUCUACACCUACAAGACGCCCUGUAAUGCCCUGGCCACCUCACACUUCAUUGAGCAACGCCCUACAGACAACUAUGACCUGCCCACCACACCUGGAUCAUUCUAUCAGAUCCCCCGCACGUUCGACAGGAAUCACAAUGCCUUGACGCCAUCCAGUGCAGAUUCAACUGGCGGCCCACCACCUAGACCGCCCAAACCCAGCCAAAGCUCAGAGACUCGCUGGGGCAGCCCUCAGUCACUGGGUGGUCAGAAUGGAGAAGUGGCCAAUGUUUCUGUCAUUCCAAGGAGGAACACACUUCCAGCAGUGGAGAACAUCAGGCUUCACAGAGGAUCCUCUUUUGAGACCAGCAGUCAUCAACGUCCGAUCUAUUUCAAUAACUCUGGUCAGUCAGUAGAGUCUGUCAAUGAUGGCUUCAGUUCCUACCUGAGAGCGAAAACUCCAUUGACCCGCUCAGACAGUGGCAAUUCCGAUGAUAACUAUGUACCCAUGAACCCUGGGUCCUCGUCCUCUCCCCUCAACGCUGCCCUGGCAGACAGUCCCAAGAACAACUACAUUCCCAUGAGUCCUGGCCCACACCACUUUGAUUUCCCGGGAUUCUCUGCCACGCUGCCAACCAGGAAAGGCAGCACGGCAUCACUGUGCCACCGCCCAGGCCGACUGAGUGACGUCACACCACCGCCGAUCAACCGCAAUCUUAAACCCAACAGAAAAGCAAAGCCAACACCUCUGGACCUGAGGAAUAACGGCAUCAUUGAUGAGCUUCCUUUCAAGAGCCCUGUUACCUUGUCCUGGACCAGACCCAUGCCUGUUAUGAAUUCCAUCUCCUCGCAACACUGUCGACCCAUCUCCACCCAGAGCAUCACCAGCACCGAUUCUGCAGACAGCGAGGAGAAUUAUGUGGCAAUGCAGAACCCAGCAUCUACCUCGCCGGCAGUGAGCGGUACCAGCAGCCCUGCUCCUAGGAAAUGUGGUAACGUCGAUUAUCUGGCUCUAGAUUUCCAGCCUGGCUCCCCUGGUCCACACAGAAAGCCCUCCACCUCUUCAGCGACGUCAGAUGAGAAAGUGGACUACGUCCAAGUGGACAAGGAGAAGACGCAGGCCCUUCAGAACACCAUGCAGGAGUGGACGGACGUACGGCAGUCCGGUGAGCCGACCAAAGGCAUCAAGUCCUGACAGAAUGAUAACAUGCUAAUGUGCUACUGCUGGCAGCAAGGCGACACACACUGCACGUGGGCCUCAUCACCUCCUUUCCCAAUAGACUGGUGUGCCAUGAUACUAGAGACAGACUGAGUCAAAGCAGACAGAAGAAACAGCAGAAUGUUUCACAUGGAAUGACCUUACAAGAUGGAACCCAAAGCCAUAACAAACACUUGGUCUUAUGAGGAAAAAAACAGCCAUUAAUCAUCAAAGACUUGCCUUGCCUGAAAACUGGCAUCUCUGCGUUAUGUGAUAUGUGAUUUCAUUUGUGCAAGAUAAAAAAAAAGAAAAAGAAAAAGCUGUCUGUGCUGAUUGCCUCAACAAAGAUGAAUCCUAAUUAGUGCAGUUGCAUGAGAAUAUUUUUAUUUUAGAGUGCAAUAUGGAUCACAAAGAUCAUUGAUUCAUGGAAAGUCGUCUUUAGUGUAGUGUCAUUACUAUUGACAAAUGGGCGUUGCAGCAAAUUUAAAGAACUGUGUUCUUUUCAGAGUUGAGUGAGUUUACAAUGACAACUUGCCAGUCACACUGACUUGCAAUCUGACUUGUAUCGAUUGUGAGGAGGAAGAAAGCUGAAUAAGGUUAUCACUGGUUCACCAAACAUGAGACUCAGCGCAAAUGUUAAAACCCAUUUGUGUUUAGGGUAAAGAACAAGCUUUUCCAUUCAUUAAACUACAGCCGAGCAUUUUAGCUGAGCUGGGCAUCGAGGGGUCUUCAUCCAUGCAGAUGCCCGGUUUUAGCUUAGGUGUGCAUGUUUGGUAGGGAAGACUAUGAAGAGAUUAAAGCUGAAACAUUCCCGCUUUACUGAUUCAGCAAUAAAUUGGAAUGUUCUUGUCCUUGCCAAAAGGUGUGCUUAUGGACAAAAUGAUCUUUGUCUCUGUAUAAAAUAGAAUACAAUAUAGAAGAGACAGUUAAUAUUGAAGUUGUUCUUGAGGACGUGGUGCCCAGAUAUGCAUAUUUUCUCGCACCUGAAUGGGCCAUUUGCUAAACUGGAUUCUAGGCUAUACUGGUAAUCACAUGACAUUGUGUAAGGAAAGGUCAAAUAAGGACUGAAUGGAAAACAUGCAUUAAUUUGUCAUUAAUUACAUUUACAGGUGUUCCUAAGUUCUUUUUUGUGACUGUGAGUGCACAUGGUUUAUUUACCGAAUUCUUUCAAUAAGAUAUUUAAUGUGGAUGUUACAAGUUACAAAUGCAUUUGUGGUAUUUUCAUCUUCCAGUCUACUGGUUCCUCCUGCAUGGUAACUGUAUUGGACCGAAAGUAAAGCCAUACUGACCUACUUGUCAUUCCAAUCAAUCACUUUUGGUGCAGCUCCAUGUAAACUCUUACAUCUAAUGCUUUAUGUCUAACCAGAUUAGUAGGAGGUCAAGACUGCAAGUACCAGUAGCUCACUACUGUUCAAAUAUCCAAACUAACAAGCAUAAUUAUGAAAGUCUUUAAGAACUAGGCACGAUACUUCAGGUUGUUCAGUGUUGAAAAUCUAUUAAGUUACAGUUAAAAUCUGCAUAUUUACAGCAAAGUUAAAGUCUGGGUCACUUGUCAGGACUUCUGUGCUACAUUUCCAAGAGAAUACAGAGAGCAGUGCCAAUUAUAUGCCAAUUCCUGUAUUAGCGAUGAAUUUGUAUUGACAUUCUGGCCAAAAAUGCUAAUGUAGUUCCUGUUUUAACUGCUGUCAUAAAAUGCCUUGAGCUCAGGCUGGAGCGAUUAUAUGGACAGCUACAAUCACAUAUGACAAAUGAUAUAGAGUGAAUUCGAGCUUUUCAAUCAGAAAAGAAAAAAAAUACUGUCAUUUCAGUCAGGUUUAAUUUUUUAAUGGUAGGCUGGGACCUCCAAAAUAUACAUUUGUAUUGCGUUUUAAGAACGGUUAAUGUCUUGAGACAUUAUUUAUGCCUUUGAAAAAUGCCAUGACAUGUUCAUACUAUUCAUAGCCAUUUUCUAUUUAUUGUUUUCUAGCUUUUGAUUAUUGAACACUUCAAGUGAAGGAGGGAGACGGGGCUGAUCUACAGUCACUCUGUGGUCCAGGUCCUCCCUUAGCUUGUAUAUGGAUCAGAACCAGUUGUCAAUGUGGAUUAUGGGACUGCCUUUUUUGUUUUUAUAACACUUAUGUUUUAAACUUCUGGGGAUGAAUUUCUGUGGUAAUGUUGCACUGGCAUUUCCCUCGUUGAACUGUGAUUCUGCUGAAUGGCUAAAUGACUGAAAUUGGUUGUUUCCAUGCCUUUGUCUAUGAUGAAUAUGAAAUGUAAUGUGCUGUCCUAGGAGAGUACUCGUAAGUGAACUGAAUAUCUGUGUUGUGGUAGAGUGUAUGCUGUAGUUUGUUGAAAGAUCUGUUGUCUGAAAAUGAUAGAAAAAACAGUUCAAUUUUUCAUUUACUGAGUUCACUUUUGAGUAAUGUACAUUUUGUCUUAUUUCUAUUACUACUGUAAAGCAUUUCUAUCCGACUGCUUGUGAAUUAAUUUAUUAAUUUAUUAUGUGUUCACAGGAAGGAAACCUGUAAGAAUGACAAUUUGUGGCUCUACUAACAUUAAUUUAUGCUAUGUGUCUCAAUUUUGUGAAGCAAUAUGCCAAGUAAAGCCAGUAAAAUGGUCAAAUGUGGUACUUUUGGGAUACACAAAUACAUUUUGUUAUUCCGUGAUAUUAUAUACUCAAAAUGUUGACAAAAAUAAACUGCAGUGCAAACACAA
Colossoma macropomum (tambaqui) is the source of this 6152-nucleotide messenger RNA. It is a transcript of the gene gab2, whose product is annotated as GRB2-associated binding protein 2. NCBI's taxonomy places the organism in Eukaryota, Metazoa, Chordata, Actinopteri, Characiformes, Serrasalmidae. The record is from RefSeq and is a predicted model, not a curated record. The coding region runs from base 1440 to 3455 and encodes 671 amino acids. The transcript has 10 exons.